This is a messenger RNA of Peronospora farinosa, 735 nucleotides long. NCBI's taxonomy places the organism in Eukaryota, Oomycota, Peronosporomycetes, Peronosporales, Peronosporaceae. The record is from the annotation of a GenBank genome assembly.
AUGGGAGUCCAGCGCGUUAUUAGUACUGCCGUCCAAGAAGAGGUCGUGUUGCCUACACACGUUAUUGAACAAUCAUCUGCGCUUACUCGUCUCAUCAUACUGGAUUGGGAUGAUACUCUUUUGCCGAAUACGCAUCUGGCGAAACUCGGUUUUUCUUCAGAGGAAAAAGAUUUUGAGAUCCCCAAGGACCACGUACUCGUGCUGGAAGAGCUUGCUAAAGAGGUGGAGGACUUUCUUACGGCCUGUCUGAAGAUAGGCACGUGCUGCAUCGUCACGAACGGUCUGUCUGGCUGGGUCCAGCGUUCGUGCCAGCGGUUUCUACCCAAUGUAGUGCCGCUGCUUGAGCAAAUGUCGGUGAUCUCUGCCCGCUCUAAUUUCGAGCGUGUGUUCCCAGACCGACCUAUUGAGUGGAAGAUAGCUGCAUACCGUGACGUGCUGGCUAAACGCGGCUUGAUGCAGAUGGCACCCGUCGAGACACAUGGCGUGUACGUGCAGCAGCAACAGCGUGAAGUGCAUCAGGUGAUUGCUCUUGGAGACUCACAAGUGGACCGCUGUGCUAUUCAGUACGUGGCAAGGCGCACGCCGAAUAUGCAGCUCAAAUCGAUCAAACUGCUGGAUAACCCAAGCAUGACACAGCUGCAAAAGCAGUUGAGUUUGUUAGGCGUCUUCCUCGUGCAGCUCAGCGGUCACGACGAGACGCUCGACCUCGAGCUGUCUAAGGAGAUGCUGCAGUAA